CUGCAAAGUCUCUAUUUUGAUCACACCGAGCUGAGCUGCAUCGUGAUUGUGGGGUGUUGAGCCGAGGCCAAGGCCGGCAUCAAGGAUCAGAAGCCGCUGGGAUUCGGCUCCCGACGAUCCUGCCGCAACCAGCGCGGAUCGGCACCAGGCCAAAGAAGUCUGUUCCUGCAUCUAACACCGAAAUGCCUUGUCAUAAUUACGUGGGGGUUGUGCUCGGCGAUAAGCGCGCCCCAAACGGUGGGUUUCCUGUGCUUGUUCGGAUAUUGGUGUCCCGCAUAUCACGGCACCGCCUCACUUCCACCGCAUGUAUCCGCAAUCCUUUCGGCGCUGCGGUUCGAAUGCGGCAAACCCGUCGGGGCUAGUUACACGGCAGAAUAGCGUUGGGAUGCCGUCGGCAACUAUACAUACGGCCACGCAUAUCCGCUUCAGCUGGACAAAGAUUCCUCCCACUAGCACUAGCCGCGUGCUGAGCAAGCCGGACAAAUCUCAGCAGAAAGGUUCCCACCAUGCUGCGCCAGACCGCGUGGAGCAAGAUCGCCGCCGUCGGCCUGCUGUGCUUAGCGGCGGUGGCCGAGGCCAAGUACGUCAGCUACCCGCGGCCGUCCAUCUACACCAAGUCGGCGCACUUCUCGCUCAAGGUCAACGGCACCUACGUCAACACCACUAACUACGCCGGCUAUGACUACGUCCACAUCUCGAUGGACCAGGGCUACCGCACCGAGUUCCGCAUCGCCAUCACGGACCAGCCCGCCAUCACGGCCUACACCAUCUCCCCGAAGCGCCUGCCCAUCCAGGCCCGGGUCGAGGGCAAAGAGCUGAUAUUCUCGCUGAUCAAGGCGCACUACCUCAUCGUGCGGCUCAACGACUCCAAGAACACAAAGGGCUUCGUGGUCAUGAUCGACCCCGUCGAGGAGAACGUGCCCCAGCCGCGCGGGAACGGCAUCUUUAACGUGCUCGACUACAAGGCAGACAGCACGGGCAAGGCCCUUACCACGGGCAUCCAGGCGGCCGUCAACGCCGCCAAGGCGCAGCCCGGCAGCGUCGUCUACGUGCCGCCGGGCGUCUACCUGACCGGCAACCUGGUGCUGCCCAGCCGCACGUCGCUGUACCUGGCGGGCGGGGCCGUGCUGCGCUUCACGGGCGUCAUGGCCGACUACAAGAUGAUGUACAAAAAGUCGGACCUGUUCCCGGGCACGUGGUGGAUCACGACCGAGACCGGGUCCAGCGACGUCAAGGUGUACGGGCGCGGCACCAUCGACGGCAACGGGCAAAAGACGCGCGACAACAAGUUCAUGGCCAGCAUGCUGGUCCCCGCGGGCACGACCAACUUCCGCGUCGACGGCGUCCUGGUGCGCGACAGCUCCUUCUGGGGCGUCAUGGCGGUGCAGUCCGAGGGCGUGUACAUGGUCAACCUCAAGGUGCUGAACCGCUUCAGCAUCACGCAGAACGACGGCGUCGACAUCUGCGAGUCCACGAGGGUGACGGUCCGCCGCUCCAUCGCCGUCGCCAAGGACGACAGCUUCUCGACCAAGACGUGGCCCGAGGACGUCGGCACCACGGUCCCUUACCCCUACCCUCCCCGCCCGCUCGCCGACGUCGUGUUCGAGGACUGCCUGGCCUGGACCGAGUGCUUCGGCUACAAGGUCGGCGAGGGCGUGUGGCAGCGCCAGAGCAACGUCACCUUUCGCGACAGCGUCGUGCACCGCGCCGGCGUCGGGCUGGGCGUGCACCACAAGUUCGGCAGCGCCGCCGCCGACUCGGUCACGUUCGACAACAUCGACAUCGAGAAUCUGGGCGGCUCGCCGGGAGGCUUCGCGUCGUGGCUGAUAGCCUACGUUAACAAUGUCAACCAGGGCGUCGGCCCCAUCACGCGCCUGACCGUGAGCAACAUCCGCGCAAGGAAGCAAGGGGGUAGGGACGGGUACCUGCAAGGGAGCGGGCCUUCGGCCAUGGUCAGCGGCGCCACGUUCCGGAACGUGUACAUGGGGGACAGCAAGACGCCGGCCAAGACGCUCAAGGAGAUGAACAUCCUCAAGACGGCGUACUCGGAGAAGGUCCGGAUUAUCAACCCUUGAGAGUAGGGUCUCGGCGUGGAUGGUGGAGUUGUGGUUGGUGCAGCCAGACCCCUGACUUGACCUGUGGGGAGGGUGAACAAAGCCGCAACUCAGGGUGUGCUGGCGGUAGCUCUGCUGGGAUGAAGGUAGCCUCAAACAUGACUCCAAUACCUAAUGAAUACACUCUACAAACGCAUGCUGCACGGCAGGAAUCUGGGCCACUGAUGGCAAGCGCCUACUGAUUUGGAUACGCAGCCCAGUCGUUGACGCGCAAGGUGUCCAACCAAUUCUAAACCGCCCAGGCGGCCCACUUGGCAGACAGGGACAAUACCUCGCGCGCAUUCUCAAUCCUUUCGCCGGUCCGGAUUGUCCCAACUGCGUGCGGGCUGCGAUGAGCCCGCCGUCUCAUAUCCCCGAGCAUCUUUACAGCAGCAUUCCCCAGACCUCCCGAGCGUUCUAUCCCGUUCUACAUCUUCUGACCCCGCAACUUGUAUUCCUUCUGCCCGAAUACGCAGAGCAACAUGUAAUCUGGCGCGAGGUAGACACGCCCAAUUUGGAAGCCACGAUGACGAGUACUUUGGAGGGAGGGUUGCAUCGUGGUCUCUCAUUCCCGGCGGGGUCGUCCCUAAGAUGCGGGGGGUUUGGUCAAUGCGACUCAUGGUCUCUUCAAGGAGGGCGUCGUCGGAGGGACAGACAACUACCGAAGUAGGUCUGGCGUCCACGGAAAUAACAAGGCCAAACCGGCAUAAGGUUGUCCCCUGCAACUACCAACAUUCUCCGCCAGGACAAGUGGAGAAGCAUGAAGGCUUGUUUCGACUCCUGAAAU
Gaeumannomyces tritici R3-111a-1 is the source of this 2880-nucleotide messenger RNA. RefSeq lists its product as hypothetical. The record is from RefSeq and is a predicted model, not a curated record. Bases 507 to 2075 code for a protein of 522 amino acids. NCBI's taxonomy places the organism in Eukaryota, Fungi, Ascomycota, Sordariomycetes, Magnaporthales, Magnaporthaceae. The transcript has a single exon. Gene Ontology annotation, biological process: carbohydrate metabolic process. Gene Ontology annotation, molecular function: polygalacturonase activity.